AUGGGGAACGGAACGCGAAUCGCCCCCUCCUCUUUCUCCCUCCCUCCCUCCCUCCUCCUCCCUCCCUCCCUCCGAUCCGCCGCCCGCCCUCUCGGCUUCCGUCCCCUCCCCCUCCCGCAAAGCCCCGGAUGGAGCCGCUGCCGCCGACUCGCCGCCGCCUGGCUCCGGGGGAUGGUUUUGUCAGGCGGCCAGAGCCCGGCGCCAGGCGCGGCCGCCGCCGCCGCCGCCCCUGCCCGCCCUUCCCAGAACCGCGCUCCCGGGGGACCCGCGCCCUCCGCCUGCCUUCGCCCGGAGCCGGGCCGGGGCCAUUCGCCGCCUUUGUUGCCACCGUCUCCGCCGGAACCGUUUGCGAGCCCGGUGCCCCCUCCCGCCCCCGCCCCUCCGCCUUCCCGGAGCCCGGGCCGGGGCGGCACGUGGGCGCCGGCCCGGGAGGGAGGCGGUGCGCGCUUACCUGCCGCCGGGGCCGCUGCGGCGCGGGCUGUGGAGGGGGCACCGCGGCGGCCUGGCCGUGCCCUGCCCGCCGCCGCCGCCGCCGCCGCCGCUCGCUGCUGCUGCUGCUGCCGCCGCGGUCGGUGUCUCCGGCGGCGGCGGCGGCGGCGGGGCUUUUCCUGUCCGGUUACGUUAAGGUCACAUGACCGAGGGAGCGGAGCGACUAGUGCAGAGGCUGCGAGCGGCUCCCGCCGGGGGGGAGGCGGCGAGCGCUGUGGCGGCAAGAGCCCCCGCCGCCCCCCUCCGCCGCCGCCCUCCCCCUCGCCCGCCUCCGCCUCCGCCUCCUGCAGCCCGGCCGCCGCCGCCGCCGCCUGCAGCCUGCAGCCUGCAGCGCCCGCUCCGCGCCGCGCCCGCCGGGCUCCGCGCUCCGCUCCGGCCAAACUUGUGCAGACCAUGUGCAGCCGAGGCAGGAACUUCUGCCCGCGCCGCGGGGCCCGAGGCUGCGGUUCCCGGCCCAGGUCCACAUGCAGGGGCUUAGGUAGGAGGGCCCGGGAGGGAUGCUCUGGGGGAGGGAUGAUGGAGAGCUUCGGGUCGGGCCCCCUGCAGGCUCCCCGUGCUUGA
Molecule: messenger RNA, 1050 nt
Organism: Pipistrellus nathusii (Nathusius's pipistrelle)
Lineage: Eukaryota; Metazoa; Chordata; Mammalia; Chiroptera; Vespertilionidae
Source: the annotation of a GenBank genome assembly